UAGCCUGCGACAUUGGAUGACGUUGCGCCCGAAGAGGAGCAUCUCGGUAAUCCAAACAUCGACGAAACAGCGUUCAUUGCUAUCGGUAACAAAUCAUACCUCGUCGAGUUAACUAACAGUAUGGCUGCUCAGAAGAUAAACGAAGCUCACGAGCAUAUGGCUAAAGCUGAAAAAUGCUUAAAGACCGGUCUGACAAAGUGGAAGCCGGAUUUUGACAGUGCUGCGUCAGAAUACGCCAAAGCAGCGGUGUGCUUCAAGAAUGCGAAGCAGUAUGACCAAGCAAAGGAUGCUUACCUGAAGGAAGCAGAGUAUCACACAGAAAACAAGACGCUCUUCCAUGCUGCUAAGGCUAUUGAACAGGCAGGUAUGAUGAUGAAGGAGCAAAAGAAGAUGCCGGAGGCUAUCCAGUACAUAGAGAAAGCCUGUAUGAUGUACAUGGAGAAUGGGACUCCUGACACUGCUGCCAUGGCUCUGGACCGGGCUGGAAAACUGAUAGAGCCUAUAAACCUAGAGAAAGCUGUGGACCUGUAUCAGAAAGCAGCUGGCGUGUUUGAGAAUGAGGACCGCCUGCGUCAGGCAGUUGAACUGCUGGGGAAAGCCUCCAGACUUCUGGUCAGGUUAAGAAGGUUGGAUGACGCAUCAGUCGCUCUGCAGAAAGAGAAGAACAUGUACAAAGAGAUUGAGAACUUCCCCAUGUGCUUCAAGAAAACAACUGCUCAAGUACUGAUUCAUCUUCAUAGAGGGGACUACGUAGCAGCUGAUAAAUGUGUCCGGGAAAGUUACAGCCUGCCUGGGUACAGCGGAAGCGAAGAUUGCAUUGCAAUGGAGACGCUACUGCAGGGCUACGACGAGCAGGACGAGGACCAGGUCCACCGUGUGUGCAGCUCACCUUUACUGAAGUACAUGGACAAUGACUACGCUAAGCUGGCCCUUUCUUUGAGGGUACCCGGAGGAGGAGGAAAGAAGAAGAAGGCCGCUGCUGCCCCACAAGGCGGCGCUCCAGCUGCCGCUGCAGAUGAGGAUGAUUAUGAGGGAGGGCUGUGUUAGCCUUCUGCCUCCAGAGAGUCGACUCUACCCAUCUGCUACUCCUCCACUACACCCUCUGUGUACGAGUUAAAAACCUUGACGAAUCCUUUCAGCUCUGAAGCCCAGAUGUUUGGCUGUUUAAUCUUAAUUGUGCAAGAAAAAAAGCUAAUUGAAAAAAAAAAUAGUUACAGUUGGUGCUGCAAAAGAGUCGACCCGAGUUUAAGCAGCUUUUUUAAUUUGUGUUUCUUUGAGGCGGAUCCUCGGUGUAAUGACAAAUCUUCCAUGUUGAAAGCCUGUUGUAUGUAAAUGUUCAAUUAUUUCUUGUUUCUGUGAAGCUGCACAUUUUACUCUCAUUGUUUGUGAGUCUUAAGAUUCCUAUAGGUAUAUUAAAAUCAGAAAUGCUCUUAAGUAUAUCUUCAGUUGAUCAGUGUAUAGGUGUUUAUUUGUACAGUUAAAUUAUUCAGUAUUCAUGGCUGCAGCCUGUUGAAAUUGUUACUGGAACAAUAUGCAAUCAGUUUGUUAAUGCAUGUUUGCAAUAAUGUAAUGGUAAAUCAAAGAUGUGUGGCUUAAAAAUGAUCGACACUUCAGAAUUAGUGCUUAUUGAAGAAAAUUAAAAUAACAGUACAGUUCCUGAUGUUGCCAAUUUUACACUGUUUUUGAGGUGUGUGUGUGUUCUCUUCCACCUUAAACUAAAAAAUAGUAAUGGCUGUGUCUUUAUUUCCACAGUACAUUCCUCGAAUUAAAUGGACUUAAACAUGAAAAGGGACCAUGUGAUGCUUUCAGUCCUUUUUCCCCACUGAUUAAGGACAAAAUCAUUUACAUGCCAAUUAAAAUUAUUCUGAUACCAUAUAUAACUAAAGGUGAUAAAGGGACUGUUUACAUUUUUUAUUUGUGCCGUUGUUGCCCACUACUUGUGUAUUCUUCAAAAGCAUAUCCCUGAACUUUGCACAUGCAUCAAUAAAACAUUUCCAUCAUGUGGCAUUU
Anarrhichthys ocellatus (wolf-eel) is the source of this 2010-nucleotide messenger RNA. It is a transcript of the gene napgb, whose product is annotated as N-ethylmaleimide-sensitive factor attachment protein, gamma b. Gene Ontology annotation, biological process: intracellular protein transport. The record is from RefSeq and is a predicted model, not a curated record. Gene Ontology annotation, molecular function: syntaxin binding; soluble NSF attachment protein activity. Gene Ontology annotation, cellular component: SNARE complex; vacuolar membrane. Bases 121 to 1047 code for a protein of 308 amino acids. Lineage: Eukaryota; Metazoa; Chordata; Actinopteri; Perciformes; Anarhichadidae. The transcript has 12 exons.